Molecule: messenger RNA, 6697 nt
Organism: Amoebophrya sp. A120
Lineage: Eukaryota; Dinophyceae; Syndiniales; Amoebophryaceae
Source: the annotation of a GenBank genome assembly
UGUUUGUUGAGCAAAGUUUGCUUUGAUAUCAUCUACCACUUGCUUCGAGUACUAAAACAUUUCAACAUUUUUGCGUAGUUGUUUGCGUGCCACUGUCGUGCGUGCACGCGCAACAUCGAAUAUCCGCACCACCCGCAAAGAACUUCAACGCGACUCCAUUAUCCACAAAAUGGCCGGCAUGAAUCCGCGCACCACCACCACGCUCGCGCAGCUUUUCCAGGACGGAGCAAAGAUUGCGAAGGCGGCUGCGCAGAUUCUAGACCGACCGUCGAGACAGGUACUCGGGAAGGCGAAACAAGCCGGGGUGGUUUUUCCGGCAGCGGAAUCUGCAACUGGCAGUCAUGCUGCAGGUAGUAGUUCCAGCAGCAUGUAUGAACUGCAAAAGUAUAAUCGUACUCGUAUAAAUGCAUUACAAAUUUCCUCAGCAUGAGAAAUAAGAUUUCUAAUGCGGAUUUACCUUUAGCAAAAGGAUUUGUAAUGCAUGAUUGCAAUACGAGUGCGGUACUUUUGCACAGGAUAGCAUGCCGGGUGCAGCAAUGGGAGCGAGCACGAAAAGCCUCCUGAACGACAUCGCUUCCGCAGAAAACAUAUCAAGUGCAAAUAUGUCUGGGUCUGGGAGACUACGAGAUUUGUCGUGCUAGUUCGGCAUGACUCGAGAGUCUGUGAUGCAUGGGCGCGAAGCGGUCGUCUUACCUGUCGUGCAAAAACGCAGCUUGCCAUGCGGAACGAGCAUCACAUUGGAGCGUGAAAAUUUGUCAUGCUUCGCCGUAUUGCAGUAGAAGUCUCAUUCAGUAUUUAGCAUUACAAGUUUCCAGACCCAGACAUAUUUGCAGUUGAUAAAUCGCCCACAACACCAUGGUGGAGGCGACAAAAACUGCGAACGAAUAUGACCUGCUUAAACGUUACAAUCUCAAACGUUACAAUAGAAUCUGGGUUUAUUUGUAUUGCAUGACGAGCAUGACAGACUCGGACAGCAUUCCACUUUCUGCAAUACAAGUUUCGCCAGAUUGUACUGCGGAUCGGGACUCCAGAACUUGUCAUGCGCAAUCCUAUGAGAGUUGGCUAGAUAGUGCACUUCUUGCAACACAAAUUCCAGAUUCUAUUGUAACGUUUGAGAUUGUAACACCUGAGCGGGUUAUAACGAAGCGCUAGAGGUUUUGGACGUGAAUUUACGGGUGUUGGGUCCGAACGAUCCCAAUUGGGUCAAGCUGCAGAUUCUGCCCAAAGAGGACGGCGGGGACGGCAAAACUGAUGGCGCCGCAGGCUCGGAAACUAGUACAGUCGGAGCUGACGCAAGUACGACUGCCGGCGGAUCUUCGUCCUCUUCGAGCAGUGCUAGCAGUUCCUCUUCCCCUAUCGAACGAAAAAAGUUUGUCACACUCACUAACUUGCACGGUUUUGCAUUACAAAUUUUUUUAGCAUCACAAGUUUUCCCUGUACUGCAGAAACACUAGGGAAAUCCCCUAUGGAGCCUGGUUGUGAUGCAUUUUUACGCAUGACAAAAAAUUUUGUAUUGCAAAAAUGCGCAUGAGUGAUGAUCGUGACGAACUUUUUUUGUUUGAUAUCCCCGUCCUUCUCUCGCGAAGACGCACGGAAAUUCGUCGAGCUCAUGGCGGUAUGCAAUGUAAAAGUAUCGUAGUAGUACAAAUAAUUGCAAUACAAAUUCGCUCAGCAUUUUUACAAGUCAAAUUUGUAAUGCGGACUUACCUAGAGCCACUAGAUCUGUAAUGCGCAUAACUGCAACGUAUUACGAGUUUCCGAUACUUUUGCACUGGAUAGGCGGAUGCAAAACGCGUCCGCUUAGGGGACGUUCUGCUCGAGACCUACAUCGACAACCUCCUCUCCGACGCGAAAUUCAAGCGCAUCGUCCAGCUCCCCGCGGUUUUGGAGCGGAAAAUCUAUUACGAUUUGAUUCGCACGACCCUGCAGAUUUUCGAAAUUGGCUUGCUGAAGCUCAACGGCUCGGAUUUGCUCGGGCACGAAUUGACGAUCAACCUGAAACAUUUAGAAUACGGGGAAGAUGAAGAUACGGUGAAGCCACUGCAAGCCUGGACGGUAUUGCACCAGAAACGAGUGGAACGGGUCAUGAAACGGGUGAUACGAGAGCGGGAAAGUUGUUUGAAGUACCUACCUAUCAAAUGAAAAAGUGUCUGGGUCUGGAAAGAUGCGAAGAACUUCUGAUGCAGACUUGGAUCACACAAAAAUCUGUCAUGCUUAGACGGCAAAGGGAGCUCGGCUUCUUUUCCUGUCGCCGAAAGAACGAAGGCGUUUGCCAUGCGGAUUAAGCACUCGGAAACCGUCUCAAAACCUGUGAUGCUAGGCCGUGCAUGUCACACCUUCCGUGUCAAGCAGACACAGCAUCACAAACCUCAGCAAUCUUCCAGACCCAGCCACUUUUGCAAUGCAUACUACCGAGUGCGAAGAACAGUAACGUGCCGAACUUUUUGUCGGACAUCGAAGGCGAUUUUAUCAUCACCAUAUCCCAAAUCGUCAUGCGGCUGAUGAACGAUUUAUUUUCCCCUUCCAGAAUCAAAAUCCGCAUGCUGGGGCACGUAGGCACCGCAAAAGUGUAAUAUCGUACUGCUCGUUGUACUUCUAAUGGCGAUCCCAGUCUAAUGCAUGACAGAUCUCCUACCCACCUUCUACUGGAUUGAAUCUAGCAUGACAAAAUUUUUGCGUUUUUACUCUUGAGAAAUAAGAUUUGUGAUGCGCUUUACUAUUCUACCAGCAGCAGUACGAUAUGCUACUCUUGUGAUGCAUAGCACGAGCUGAAAUGGGAGUGCGAGCCGAUGAAUCAAGACCAGAUUGAUCAAUUUUUGUCGGAAAGGAGAAGGCCGGCGGGGGAUUUGAUCAACAAGGAGUCGGUAAACAUGUUUGUGGAGGAAUUGUUAAACUAUCGCAGGAAAAUAUAACUGGUUCACUGUAAACUUGUAAUGCAAAAUGUGUAUCGCAAAAGUGCUUGUCUUGCUACACAUGCAACACAGUGGGUUUUGAGCUUGCUGUAUUUUCCCUUAGGAGCCUUGCAUGAGCAAUUUUCUUUGUUAUGUAGAGCAAACCUGUGAUGCAAAACUUGCUGCAAAGUCCUUACAGUGAAACACUUUUUUCGUACGAUAUAAACUGCGAUGACACCAACAUCGUGUGGGUGCCGGACAGUCUGGAAUCGAAAGUCUACGCGCACAUCAUGACGACUGUCGUGACGAUCCUGGAGGACGUGCUAAACAGCUCGGAAGUGAGCAUUUUGGGCUUAUUGGGAGGAAAAAUCCCCCCUCUCCAUACUGAAAAGGUAUGUUUCCGAAAAUUUGCGUUGCUGAUUUGUGGCCACAGAUCACAUUUGUCCUGCAAGAAGGCAAAUGCGGAAGCUUCCGUCCCAUUAUGAGAGCGAUUUGUCAUGCUGGUGGGCCUAAAGGGCGGCCGUUUGCAAUGCUGAACAACAAGACCCAGACGCCUCUGCCUAGGCUCGGUAUCUGGCCGCAAUGCCUUCCUGCAAUACACAAACCGCAUCUGUGUAGUACACAAAUCCAGCAUCAGAAGUUCCGUUUUGAUAUGGGGAGGGGGGAUUUUUCAUUUCGAUAGGGCUUAAAGUGGCAGUUUUCCUUGGUGAGUGCGUUGGACACGUAUCCAGGAAAAAACACCCAUCCCCAUCCAAUUUGUCAUGCAAAACAUGCAUAAAAUCCACUAUUUGUCAUGCAAAAAAUGGAUGGGGAUGGGUGUUUUUUCCUGGAUAACAUGGCCCGGAAAAAGAAGACGAUGAAGAGAAGUCUCAGCGUGAUGCGUAUUAAAUUCUUGACAGAGAUUUUUAAUAUUCUGGGUUUUGUCACGCGUAUUCUGCUGCAUUAUGAGUGUUUGUCAUCCAGAAAAGACAUAGGUGCAGAGGACUUCGACUUCAUCAACGAAACCACCACAGGCUACCACCACCAAUCUUCCAGCAUGCCGCUGAGUGAAGAAACAACGACGGUAACUACCGAAGGUUCCGGAAGAUUGCAGAGUGAAGAUGAGCCAAACAACUCGUCGUCCAGUACCAGCAUUGGCUAUCAAAUGCAAAAGCAUCGUACGUAGUAUAAAUUGCAUUUACGAUUACAAAUUAGAUCAGUAUUACAAAUUUAAUGCUGUUUUACAUUUGUCAUGCAUAUUUGCAAUUAGUACGAGUGCGAUACUUUGGCAAUGCAUGCCGGCAACACAACAACAGCAACUCAAUCGUCGACCGAGGCCAUCUCUGAAGACGACAGCAUCCCUUUUUGGCAAGCCGGGGGGAACGUCGGCACUGUCCGCGAACGGUUGAACACGCUCUACCAGGAGGCAACGGUGAUUGAAAACUUGUUGAAGGAGAAAGAAAUAUCCUGAGUAAAAACGUACCCACACCAGAGUCAGGAUGGGGAUUUUGCAACACAAACCUAGGAGUUUUGUGAGUCACGCAUGACAAGUUUCAGUCCGUAAGGUAGUGCAAGUUAGCAAGGAAAGCCGCAUCACAAGUCGACCUUCUGAUCCUGUUUACAGCAUUACAAGUUCCCAAACACGAUUGAAAAUGCCUGUCAUGGGGUUGCGCAUCACAAAUGUUCCUGUCAUGGCAAAUCUGCAUGACAACUCUGGGGUGGGGAUGUUUUUACUCAGAAUAGGAAAACGCGACAAUUUACUUACCCUAUAAAGGGUUCGCGAGCCCGCAGUCCUCCUCUACUGCGACGGGGUCCGCGGGUGAAAGUAGUCCUGCUGGAGGUGCAGCAGUAGAUGGCACAGGAACAAGUUCAUCACCAUUUGACCAAUUUUCUUCGACCGCCGGAGCUGCCUAUGCAGAUGCUGAAAUAAACCUGACAGACGGGCGAGCUUCCUCUCCUUCUUCCAGCGCCACCUCUUCCUUACCAGACCAAGCGGCAAACAAACCUUUCACGAAGAAAAAAUCCCUCUCCUCACUUAUCCAGAGGAAAAACGUGCCCAUCCCAAAGUUGUCAUGCAAAUCUGCAUCCCAAUGCCAAUCCCCAGAAAAUGAAAAUGUGUCACGCGGCUUCGCAAAACGGGCGUUUUCCAGCCGUGCUCGGUAAUCUGUCAUGCGCGAAUCAGGAUAAGAGAAUGGAUCUGUGAUGCGUCUGGGUUAUUUCCCAAGUAUAAUGCAGCACUCUACUACGUCCCCAAACUUGUCAUGCGCCAGGCCCACAGGUCGUGGAUUUGUCUAGCAGAUUUCGCAUCUUGACUAGGGGGCGAGGACAUUUUUACAGAGGAUAUCUCUCGCGGAUAUUUCCAAGCGGGAGUUCCAAAAACUUGCCGCGCAGGACCAGCUCGCGCGGUACCUACAGGUGAGGAGGAAACUGAAGGACAUGGACAUUUAUGCAUUGCAAAAGUUGGCUCCUACUCGUAGUCGUACUGAUUAUUGCAAUCUCGCAUGACAAACCUACGUUUAUUUUGCCUGAAUUAGCAUUACAAAUUCCAUUUUUCUUUCUGAUGAAAUUUGUAAUGCCAUUUGUACUAAAAGUAGAUGCUUUUGCAAUGCAUAGCAUUGAAAUCCCCUUCAAAAUGAUUCGCGACGUGGAAACCUACUCCCAGUGGAUGCCCAUGUGCACGGGCGGGCAGAAGUUGCCGGAUAAUGUACCAGCGGGGGCGAAGCCGGCGGUGAAAGUGGCUUUCGGGAUUGAAACCAACACGUUUAUCCUCAGUAAAAACGUUCCCACCUACUUCCCAGAGUUGUCAUGCAGGUUCGGAUCUACAGGAACAUUUGCAAUGCGCAUCAACAUGAUGAGAGGUCGUGUUAUUUUGGCAUAUGUAAUGCUGUAAACUGAGCAGACGGCUUUGUCGUGAUUCACGGCUGUCCUUGCUAUUAACCUACACUGCUACUCGCACCACGGACUGCAACUUGUCAUGCGUGACAACUUCCAAAGCUUCUGAGGUCUGUGUUGCAAACUCUCCAUGUUCUUCUUGACUCUGGCCGAUAAAAAUUGGGGACGUUUUUACCUAGGACAACGCUUUUGGGGGUUUUGGGGGACGAUGUGACGUACGAGAUGGAGGUGUUUGAACCGACGGAAAGCGCAGCAUAUGCAAUACAAAUUUUCCGUACAUGUACAAGAUGCAUCACAAAUUUCACCAAUUUGGAGCGUAAAACUUGUCAUGCUAAACUAGGAUCGAAGCCAAGUUUUGUCAUGCAGAGACCGCAUUUGUACAUGUACGGGAAAUUUACAGUGGAUACAGCAGGUCCAGGAUCUACGACGGUGGAGGCGCGGAUUAUCGCGGACACGGGGGCGCGGGGGUUUGCGUACGGGGAUCGGUUGGUCUACGACUGGAUUUUUAUUUCAAAGGACAACGAAACGGAAGUGUCUCUGAACUUGUUUUUGAAGGUCAAUUCGGUGUUGUACCUGCCGAUUUGGGAUACCAUGCAGGCGGUAUUGACGGAUAAAAUGCUGCAGGCGUUUGAAGAACACGCGAAGAAGAUAAAGUGAGGAUGUGGUUGAUGAUGUGAGAAAGAUUUCAUAUUAUUUUCUCUAAUGUUGGUGUUGCAUGUUGACGUCGUGCGAGUAGCAAGCAAUUACUCGUCGUGACGCACAGCGAGCUAGUAUUCCUAUUCACCGCCCGCGAUGUCGAACAAGAAGACGCUAAAGUGAGAUUGAUUGCGCUUGUGACACCGCAGCUCCAAGUUCGAAUUGUUCUUUGUGUGGUCGUAGAAGUCAAAGAGCACGCACUAACACUCGGCUGCAAAGGUACUAAUGCGUACAGAUGG